Molecule: messenger RNA, 858 nt
Organism: Spirodela intermedia
Lineage: Eukaryota; Viridiplantae; Streptophyta; Magnoliopsida; Alismatales; Araceae
Source: the annotation of a GenBank genome assembly
AUGGUCUGUGAUUUAGUUAAUCUCCCUCAAGUAACACCGGAAAUUAUAAAGAUGAAAUUAUUCCCUCAUACACUUAGGGACAAAGCUAGUCAUUGGCUAUCCACAUUAGAUAGAGAAUUAACUAGCUGGAAAGAUAUAGAACAGGUCUUUCUUCGAAAAUUUUAUCCCUUAGGAAAAACUCAAAAUAUGAGAAAACAUAUAUGGAGUUUUUCUCAAAGACCAGGAGAAACUUUGCAUGAGACAUGGGAAAAAUUCAAAGAUUUACUUAGAAAGUGUCCUCAUCAUGUUAUACCCAAGUGGCAGCUCAAUAGAAUUUUUUAUGAUGGAUUAUUCGAACAACAUAGAAAUAUGGUUGAUUCUAUAUGUGGAGGAGCUUUUAUGGAGAAAACUCCUGAUGAGAUUUACAAUCUUUAUGAGAAUUUAAGUAAAAAUUCUAGAGAUCAAGCCUCUUUUGAAUUAUAUGACAGGGAUAAGAAGAGAGGAAUUUAUGAAUUGCAUCAUGAUGAUGAUUCUAAACUUAGAAAUGAGGUUAAUCAGAUUAAUCAAAGAUUAGAAAAAAUUGAUUUACUUAUUGACAAUAUUAGAAAGCCUUUUAACCCUCAACUUAAUUUGAAUAGUACAUGUCCUAUGUAUAGUGAAAAUGAUUAUUCUGAAUUUCAAUGUUAUAAUUUAGAUCAAUCAUUUCACCUUAUGCAAGAACAAGUGCAAGUAGCUCACGGUUUUAAUAGAAAUAGGGAACAUUUUUCAAAUUCUUAUAAUCCUAAUUGGAGGAAUAAUUUUUCAUGGAGAGACCCAAAUAAUAUUCAAAAUCUAGAAGCACUUAGACCCAAUUCAAACUCUGAAUUUCGUCCAAAAUAA